Molecule: messenger RNA, 660 nt
Organism: Paramecium sonneborni
Lineage: Eukaryota; Ciliophora; Oligohymenophorea; Peniculida; Parameciidae
Source: the annotation of a GenBank genome assembly
AUGGGGUAAUUGUGCUCUACUGGUACUAAAACUAAAAUCAAAAUUUACAACACUUAAGAGAUUUUAAUAAUCUUAGAGAAAGAACAAACUAGAAAGAACUUAGAAUCCAUUUCUAUUCAAUUUAAAAACUCAAUCUUUAAUCUUUAUUAAAUGGUAGAUUCCCAGAUGACCCAGAAUAAAUAGAAUCUACUCUUUGAAACUGAUAGAAGUAAUGCCCAUAAUUCUAUUCAUAAAUUCUUAAGAAUUCUAAUUAAUUAAUACUAUAUACCAUUUCAACAAAAUUUUAUGAACGUUGCCUAUCCAAUACUUGAACUUUGUGUCGUUAAAGUAAAAUUGUUAUUAACAUAGAUCUUGAUUGAAUCAUAUCUAGCAAUGAAAACCUUGAAAUCAAAGUAAGAAAUAUGGUGGAAUCCAAACCAUUUUUAAAUUCGCAAAAGAGUGCUUGUGUCUGAAUUUAAAAUGGAUGUAAAACAUUAAAAACCAAGUAUUGAAGCACCAUUCAUCGAAUAUUUACAGUUAUUAAUAGACAUUAUCGUUUCAUUACUCAAUUAAGCAUGCAUCGUUAAUUUGAAAGAAAAAAAAACUACCCAAUAAAUAUCUGAAUCUCAUACAGACACCAAUAUAUUCUAUAGUGAAUUAAAAAAAAAUUUUGAUUAAUGA